Liolophura sinensis is the source of this 431-nucleotide messenger RNA. Its product is annotated as survival motor neuron protein-like. The record is from RefSeq and is a predicted model, not a curated record. Lineage: Eukaryota; Metazoa; Mollusca; Polyplacophora; Chitonida; Chitonidae. Bases 54 to 431 code for a protein of 125 amino acids. The transcript has 4 exons.
GAAAACUCUGUGAUUGAUGUUCCCCCAGUUGGAACAAUAGGUUGUUUUAGGGAAUGUCAGAAGUAUGGUGCAAAGGAGAUAAUUGUUUAGCACCAUGGUCAAAUGACGGGAAAUUAUAUCAGGGGUUAGUGAGGAAAAUUGUUAGACGGCAAGAUGGACAGGUGUGUGCCAAAGUUAGGUAUCAUGGAUUCGGGCCAGAGGAAGAGGAAGUGGAAAUCUCCAGACUGCAGAAAUCUCCUAUACUUCAUAUUGGCAGCAAACCCCAGAGACUCACAGAUUCAGAACUGAACAGUGGCAUUUUCAGACCUCUCACCGGAAUUGAAGAGGAUAAAAGAAUCAGGUCACCUGCACCCAGGGGUAAUUCAGCAAGAGAGACUGUUUCAAAGAAAACUGACAAUGCACAGACUUCCUCAAGCAUGGGUAAAUGUUGA